CAUAAAAUAAAAUUGAGUAAAGGAGGCACGCACUAGCGCGUGAUCCUUCUCCACCCCUAGAAGUUCACCCAUUAGUUCGUUGGACAGCGAAUCAGCGACGAGGAGAGAGAGAGAGCUCUCAACUCAAAGAUGGCGGCCACGUCAUCAUCACUACCCAUAACCAGUGGCGGCCUCAGCUUGUGCGCCGCACAUUCAUCCCUCUCAAAUCAUCACUCUGCAAAAGUCCUCAAGUGGGGAUUCAGAAGAGAUGAAGACAGAAAAUUGGUUACUCAUAGAUCAAAGGGUCAAGCAUUUCGUGUCUUGGCAAAUCCUAAUGUGUCACCGAGCAAGGGCAGGUCAAAGAAAGAAGUGAUUAUGGUUGAUCCAUUGGAAGCCAAAAGGUUAGCUGCCAAACAGAUGGAAGCAAUUAAAGCAAGAGAGAAACUAAAACGAAGACGCCAGAUUGAAGCAAUCAAUGGAGCAUGGGCCAUGAUCGGUUUAACAGCAGGCUUGGUCAUCGAAGGUCAGACCGGAAAUAGUAUUCUGUCUCAGGUACCGCCGUUUUUAUGCUCACCUGCCUUUGAUUAUGUGAUCACAAUAUCAGCUUGGUGAUUGCCUACCUUUUUAAUCCAUUGCCUGAUUGUUGUCCUUACAGUUGGUUGGAUACUGGGAAGCCAUUGUCCAUUUUUUUGUCAGAUAGAUACUAUCUUUUUGGGCAUUGACUAGAUUGGAAGAAGAAACUUCAUACCUGAAUCAUUCUUCAAAAUUGAACAUCUUUAAUGUACACUUCACGCGGUUCGGUCUCCGUACCAUGUGAUUCUAAAUUUGGAUGUAUUUCUGUUGCUAUUUGUUGUAAAUUCUUUCCAGACAGAUUGGAAAAAGAGUGCUCUUCAUGGUAUGUGAGAAAAUUUUGUUUUUUCCCCCCA
Messenger RNA from Rhododendron vialii, 905 nucleotides. RefSeq lists its product as uncharacterized. Gene Ontology annotation, cellular component: chloroplast thylakoid membrane. The record is from RefSeq and is a predicted model, not a curated record. Lineage: Eukaryota; Viridiplantae; Streptophyta; Magnoliopsida; Ericales; Ericaceae. The transcript has 4 exons. Bases 130 to 591 code for a protein of 153 amino acids.